GAUCAGGCGCCCUGCGCCGCCUUCUCCUUCUAGGUGGCGCCGAGGGUCUACUGCGCACCUACUCCACCGGCGACCGGCGCCGGCGGGUGAUCCGCGAGGCAAGGCAAGAGGAGGAGGACGAAGCGUUCCUCCGCACCCUCAACUUCGGCGCUGACCCCGAGAACAACCCUCUUCCCCCGCCGCCGAGGCAUGGCAGAGGAUUAUCCGACGCCUCAGCCGGGAAGCAGCAGCAGCAGCCCGAGCGAAGCGCGCAGAAGGUCGUCGGGGAGACGCUGCUGGAGAAGCUUAAGCUGGGCGAUGGUCCCUCCGCCGCCGCUGCUAUAGGAGGCGGCGAUGAGCCACGGCAGUCUGAGGACGAGCCUGCGCCCGCGCAGCCGGUGGACGUGGACGAGAUCUUCCGAAAGAUGAAGGAAACCGGGUUGAUCCCAAACGCCGUGGCCAUGCUCGACGGGCUGUGCAAGAACGGCCUGGUGCAGGACGCCAUGAAGCUGUUUGGUCUAAUGCGAGAGAAGGGAGCCAUCCCGGAGGUGGUUAUCUACACAGCUGUCGUCGAGGCAUUCUGCAAGGUGGCUAAGCUAGACGACGCCGUGAGAAUUUUCAGGAAGAUGCAAGGGAAUGGAGUCAUCCCCAAUGCAUUCAGCUAUUGGCUCCUGAUACAGGGGCUGUACAAGGGGGGCAGGCUGGAUGAUGCUGUCGGGUUCUGUGUGGAGAUGUUUGAGGCUGGGCUUGCACCGAAUGCGGAGACGUUUGUAGGCUUGCUUGAUGCAGUGUGCAAGACAAAAGGUGUGGAUGAAGGCGAGAAUCUUGUGAGGAGCUUCCAGGACAGAAACUUCGCUAUUGAUGAGAAAUCAAUCAGGGAUCACCUGGACAAGAAAGGCCCAUUCUCACCAGUAGUGUGGGAGGUGAUCUUUGGCAAGAGAAAAUCAGACCGACCAUUCUAAUCUCUACCAGAAAGUAGUAUGUGCACACUCUCAUCAUUUUGUUAGCCUUGUAGUUAUUAUUUCUCAAGAGUUUGCUUGCUUUCAUGGUUAAACAAAUGGCUACCAUGUCUUCUUUUAUGGAAUCUAUAAUUAUGGCGAUCUGUAUGCACUUUUGUCAUAUGCAAUUCACCUCCAUCUAUUCAACUGCCCCAAUUAGGACAUACUUGCUGCAUUCACCUUGAGCUAUUCAAUCGUCCCAAUUAGAACAACUUUCUUUGUUAUUAUGUUUCUGUUAUGAAGGGUUGCUACUUGCACUGUAUUUUGAUUAUUGGCAAUUUAAGUGCAAGAUGAUCAAUUCACACACGAAUACAUAAUUUGUGCUCAGAUACAGUUUCAGUGUCAUCAGAUUGCUACUUCAAUACAAUGACUUGAUAAUUUGAGAGUCAACUUGUUGAUACUUCAAGAUAGUGUAAACCACAAUUGGCUGGCUGGUAACUUGAAAAAUCCAUCCAAACACAUAUCUAGAAGUUCCCAAUAUUAUUGAAAUACUUGCCAUCUUCCGAUGAGGUUAUUAUAUGAUACCAUGCAAAAUUUCAAGUCCAAACUCCACAUCGGUUGAGAGAUACAAAAUCUAGGGAUUAGAAGGGCAAAAGGACAAGAAAUUUGUAUGUCUGACAUUUUGUCCUUUUUUAUCUCAUAAAAUGGAUGAAGCUGGUCUUGAAAUUUUGUGUGAUUUGGUAAUAUGAUGUCAAUUAAUGAUACCAAGUUUUUAGUAUUUUUG
Molecule: messenger RNA, 1701 nt
Organism: Zea mays
Lineage: Eukaryota; Viridiplantae; Streptophyta; Magnoliopsida; Poales; Poaceae
Exons: 1
Coding region: 405-941 (178 amino acids)
Molecular function (GO): protein binding
Source: RefSeq, marked provisional